UAUGUUACUAGCUUAGCAUUUUGAUUACACUCCAACCCCACUUUUUCUUCUCGCCUUCCUCGCUUUGUCUGUUCGACGGGAAACUACAAACUAAUCGUCUUCUCACCGGAAUUUCUUUUUACCUCCCAUUUUCAGUAUCAAAGAUCGGUGCUCUCCGGUCAGGCUCGGCUCUUUCUAUGGAAACUCGUGUAUGCAUAUAUUCUCUGAUCAUUUUUUCUCUCUUUUCAUAAGAAGAAGAGCUGUGAAAGAAAAAAUAUCUGCAACCACUGUUCGGUUACAGAGAAAUCUCCAGAAACGAUCGAACAACCAUUAUUUGCUCGCACACGCAACUAUAUAUAUAGAGAGAGAGAGGAGAGAGAGCGAGCGAGAAAGAAAAGAGAUGUUGGAUCUGAAUCUGGAAGCUGUGCCGGGGUCGGACUCCGCUUGUGACGAUGCCGAAACAACCGCCGCCUCCGCAAUCGUCGGCGGCGAUUCCGGAGCUUCCGUCACCGCCUCAUCCUCCGAUGAGUCUAACAGCUCGUCUCACACUCUCGCUGAUGGCGGCUGCAAUUCUCUCUGCACACUUAAUUUCUCCAUUCUGAAGAGCGAUGCCGAUCAGGCGAUCGAAGAUGAAGAGGACUGCAAUGGGGACCACUCGGCGGUUACGGAUCAGCUUGUUCCCGUGGCCGGACUGUCGUUUCCUUCGACCGUGGAGCCGCCGCCGCCGCCGCUAGCGCAGAGCUGGUUGAACCUGUCCGUGCUGGAGUCCGGUUGCAACUCACCGCGGAUGCCGCAGCCGGCCGUAAGGAAACCCCGCCGUGGGCCCCGUUCCCGGAGCUCCCAGUAUCGCGGCGUGACGUUUUACCGGCGUACUGGAAGAUGGGAAUCGCAUAUCUGGGAUUGUGGGAAACAAAUUUAUCUGGGAGGAUUUGAUACAGCUCAUUUUGCAGCCAGGGCAUAUGAUCGAGCAGCACUUAAGUUCCGGGGAGUUGAUGCUGACAUCAAUUUUCAAAUAGGCGAUUAUGAAGAAGAUAUGAAACAGACGAAGAACUUGACAAAAGAAGAAUUUGUUCAGACGCUUCGUCGCCAGAGUACUGGUUUUUACAAGAGAACCUCGAGAUACAGAGGAGUAACUCUUCACAAGUGUGGCCGAUGGGAUGCCCAGAUAGGCCAAUUCCUAGGGGAUAGGACUUAUGACAAAGAAUCUAUCAAAUGUAACCAACACAGGGAUGCAGGUGGUGGCGAUGGUCUUGACCCGAACCAUUGGAUUUCUGCACCUCUGGGUGGUCUAAAGGGACCUGAUGAUAACACCAGAAAGUUGGAGUUCAAUUUUGGAGUUUGCCAAACGCCUGUUCUGAAACAAGUGAAUCUACUCUUUACCAAUGCAUAUCCUUCGCGAUUCUCUCAUGAAAGCUCCUACAUCGCGGUUGGUAGCUCUCCUGCCACGCCUCGUGCUCCAGCAAUGGGGUCUAAGUAUUCCAUAUGGACUAUCCCUAGCAUGCAUCCUGGGAUUAUUUCAAACACUCAUCAGGAGCGACCAAUGGGAAUGAGAGUUGAAAAACCACCUGCUCCAGCAUUCUCAUCAGACUGGCAAUGGAAAAUGCAAAGCCAGGGUGAGGGAGUGGUCACUUCUUCAGUGCCACUCUAUUCUUCUGCGGCAUCAUCAGGAUUCUCAUCAACUACCACUCCUCCCACUUAGACAUCCCUAAAACCAUCAUGCACUUCAUCUGUACUUCCAUCUGGAGCUGAAAGCUAAGGUUUAGCAACCUGCAACUUCAAAUGCAUGCAUAUAUUAUUUUUCUAUUGUAUUGUGUGGAUCAAACAUAUAUAGUGGUUGUGUAUCAAGUUUAUAUUGGAAUAAGUCAGUCACCAACCUAAACUGGUUUACUUCGUUGUAAUUUAUAAGGCGAGCUUCACCCGUAAUAACAAUUUCGGGUAGCAGUAUAGUUAUGGGUUUAAUUUUCUUGUAAAUCAAAAUUUAUAUUGGAAUACAUAACAAAUGAUGCUGUAGAGGAUGGUGGUAUGAUUAACAUCCUUAACAAAUUUCAUGUUAUGGUAUGAGUGUAUGACCAUUGAACAUUUUCAUUUUCAUUGCA
This is a messenger RNA of Ipomoea nil (Japanese morning glory), 2075 nucleotides long. Its product is annotated as ethylene-responsive transcription factor RAP2-7-like. Lineage: Eukaryota; Viridiplantae; Streptophyta; Magnoliopsida; Solanales; Convolvulaceae. The transcript is spliced from 8 exons. Gene Ontology annotation, molecular function: DNA binding; DNA-binding transcription factor activity. Gene Ontology annotation, biological process: regulation of DNA-templated transcription. Bases 191 to 1678 code for a protein of 495 amino acids. The record is from RefSeq and is a predicted model, not a curated record.